CCAGCAUCUAUCCAUCUUGUCUCACAAAAUUGACUUGACCUCAAGCAAAAUUCAAAUUGAAAACAAAUUCAUCAACACUAUCACCAUGAAGUUUGCUGCUGCCAUUGCCCUUUUCGCCACAUCUGCCAGUGCCUUCAGCCCUUUUGGUGCUGCUUCCAAGAAGGCUGCCACUGUGGCGGCACCUGCUUUCACUGUUGAAACUAUUCCCGGAGCUCUUGAGCCUGUUGGUAUCUGGGACCCUCUUGGCUUUGCUGCCAAGGCUGAUGAGAAGACUUUGAAGCGAUACCGUGAAGCUGAGCUUACCCAUGGACGUGUUGCAAUGCUUGCUGCCAUUGGUUUCUUGGCUGGAGAAGCCGUUGAAGGAUCCUCCUUCUUGUGGGAUGCCAGUGUUACUGGUCCUGCUAUUUCUCACCUUGCUCAGGUCCCACCACUCUUCUGGGCUUUGUUGGUUACUGGAAUUGGAGCUGCUGAACAAAAAAGGGCUGAAAUUGGAUGGGUUGAUCCUGCUGAUGUUCCUGUUGACCAACCAGGCCUUCUUCGUGCUGAUUACACCCCUGGUGACAUUGGAUUUGAUCCCCUUGGUUUGAAGCCUGAGGAUCCCGAAGAGCUUUUGGUUCUCCAAAACAAGGAGCUCCAGAACGGCCGCUUGGCCAUGCUCGCUGCUGCGGGAUUCAUGGCUCAGGAGUUGGUUGAUGGAAAGGGAAUCAUUGAGCACUUCAUGAACUAAAUUGACACCGCCAGCAAUACACAUCUGUAAGUCGAUGAUUACCAAAGUCAAGGUGGCCAUGAUGACUCCACAGGAAGUGCAACUUCGAGUGGCAACAUCAUGACGGAGCAAAUAUUUCGCGCGGCUAGCCACACUUGGGUUGACCUUGUAAAUAAUUCAACCAAUAACUGUACAUAAAAGAAGUUAAAGGAU
Messenger RNA from Seminavis robusta, 919 nucleotides. NCBI's taxonomy places the organism in Eukaryota, Bacillariophyta, Bacillariophyceae, Naviculales, Naviculaceae. The record is from the annotation of a GenBank genome assembly.